Anopheles moucheti is the source of this 5955-nucleotide messenger RNA. RefSeq lists its product as uncharacterized. The transcript has 9 exons. The record is from RefSeq and is a predicted model, not a curated record. Bases 270 to 3998 code for a protein of 1242 amino acids. NCBI's taxonomy places the organism in Eukaryota, Metazoa, Arthropoda, Insecta, Diptera, Culicidae. Gene Ontology annotation, biological process: neuromuscular junction development; positive regulation of protein tyrosine kinase activity. Gene Ontology annotation, molecular function: protein kinase binding.
GCAGUAGUAGCUGCCUGCGAAAAAACGUGGUGCGUCACAAUUUCGGUCUCGCCAGCGGUGGUGGUGUAAGUUCGUGUGAAAAUUCGCCGCUUCCGGUGCGUCGUAAGUUCGGUGCUGUUGGUGGGCAAGCGUUUCCUGUGUCCCCGGCAAAAAGUGUGCUUGGUGAACCGGGAGUAUUUUCGUCGCCUAUUCAUCGUCCGUAUACCCAUCACCAUGCGGUUGCCGCAGGCUUCCAUGGGUCAACCGGUGCAAGUCCAGCUAAAAGUGUUAUGGGUGAGCCAGGUGCGUUUUCGUCUCCGGUGCGCAGUGUAGUUUGCGGUUCGUCGGUUGUUGAACCGAAAGGUGUUGGUGGUGGUAUGUGUGGUGCGAAUGGAGUGGAAGAUAUGGAUAACAGUGGAGGUAGUGCAAGUGCAAGUGAUGUGUUAGCAAGUGAUCAAACAAUUGUGUCCGGUUGGUUGAAGUUUCGUGACAACAAGAAGUGGAAAAUACGAUGGGGAGUCGUAACGAAGCUAUCACCCGCCGCAGAUUGCCUUCAUCUGCAGUUAUACCGCGACUCGAAAGAUCGCUACAAAAAUGGCCAAACAAAGGCAUCGCUCUCGCUACAGCAUUUUCUCGGCGUGGAGUCAGGCUUCACGCUGGACAAGGAGUCCAACACGAUAGCAAUCAUCUGCCAGGAUGUGAUCGUCGUCCUGGCAUUCGAUACCCGCGAAAGACUGAUACAAUGGCAGGUAAAAAUAUCUAACAACCUCGGGGAUGAUCUCCAGUACCUGGUUCUGGUUUCAUCGGCACCACCGAAAGCGAAACUAUCCACCGGACCCGCCCGAAUGCACAUCCAGGACCAUCGGUUCUGCCUCACCACGGGCGUCCCUCCUCGGUUGACAGGGUUAUGGCAAAUUGAGCAUUUAAGACGAUACGGUGUGGUGGACAAUCGGUUUUGCUUUGAAGGCGGAUCGAGUUGUGGGAAAGGCGAAGGACUAUAUGUCUUCGUAACAGAUUUGGGCGAGGAGAUAACGCAUACUUUUAAGCUGGCAUCACAGGGUAAGCUUGCCAGUAAAAAGCGAGCCUCAGCGAGAAAAAAUACAGCGCUCGACAGUCCACGCAAGGGUGCGGAAUCUCGCUCGACAAACUACAACGACGAAAUAUGUACAGUGCAUAUCGAAAACUCAAGCUGCACGUGUCGAAACUCGUACUGGCCAUCAACCGAAUCGCGCGAUCUAGACAGUAACUAUGGUUGUGGUGAUACGGCUUCCGUUUCCGAGUGUCAUGACAGCAUCAACGAUUUAGACUCAUUUCCAAGGAACACGGUGGCUAAUCUUGAGCGUUGUAUGAGUUGCAUUUCGAAGCUGGGAGCACCUUCAAUGUCACGCAGCUCCACCAUUACGGGAACACCUGGUGCUGUCGCUCCGCUUCCAGCAUGGCAUAUGUUAACCGAGCACAACAAUCACAUCAACCAAACUCACAAGCUUCCGGCGCCACAACUAGCCCUCGAUCGGAUGUCCCUCUGCUCACACGGCAGCAGCAACAACUCCGAGUACUCUAUCCCCCGACAGACAUGUGGUGCUGGCGAAUCGAGCUGGUAUGAAAAGGCUCCAAGCCAACAGACGGCGCUCAUUUGCAGUCACCAUCUUCGGUCGACGUCUCCUUGCAGUUGUAGCUGUCCCUCGGUACCGUGUCGUCCUCCGAAACCGAGGGACAUUUCACUACACAUAACGGCUCCCUUGCAUACCGCCAUUAGCAUGUCCAGCGGUAAGACCCCACAACAGCCACAGCAUAGUGUCGGUCCGUAUGAAAAUUACGAUGUGCCGAAAACCCCAAUCGCUAUUGAAGGUUCAUCCUCAGCUUGCACACCGGGCGAGAAUUACGAUACGCCGAAAAAAAUACAAGAGUACCUGGCAAAGGAAGGCAAAGAUGUGGUGGAUGGUGGUAGUAGUUACGGUAACUACGACAUGCCCAUGUCACUAACCAAAGCAGUAUGCAGUUGUCUGUCGGGUGGUAAUAGCGGAGAGCCACCGAUGCAACCAUCGAUGAAGGGACUCGACCGAGUUGACUGUACCUGUCAUCGUGUGAUGUCAUGGGCAGAUAAUUGGAUCUCUCUGCCGCUGUGUAAACGUGGAAAUGGUAUCGAAAACACGACCGUUCAGGUGAACAAGGUAAAGCUGAGCGGUGAGGGUAAGAUGCCCGUCAUGGAUGCCAGUGGUACGGGUGAUGGUGGUGGUGCCAUUUAUGCGACCGUAGAUAUGACGAAAAAGAUCCGAAAAAAGCUGGAGCAGGUGGCGUGCGCGUGUGAUGAACCGCUCAUGACUCAGCCACAGGCUAGCGGCCCCAAGCAGCUUCCUGCCAGCUGUUACGAUAACUACGAAGACGUGGAAAUCAAACCUGAGGCCACAGCCAACUACGCGAAUCUUGAAUUCGAAAGAUCUCUAGAGAACUACGAAAAUUCCAAAGAGGUGUUGCAACGAGCAGGGCUCUGUCUAGCAGGUGCUCCCAGUGAUGAGGAAGAACCUCGAGUCUGUCACAAGUGUGGACAUCCGAGUGCAAAAACACCUGAUACUGAGGAAACUAAUCGGCCAGAAAGUGGUGAACAAAUAUCGACUGAAGAUAAGCAGGAAAACUACAUGAUGAUGGAACCGGGGAACAAAAAGUCCAAAUUCCCUGGUUAUAUUCCAAUGACUCCAGCUGCUCCAUUAGGCACCGGUGGCUCCGAACCGAUUGACGGAAACGUAUCUCCCACUGCUCCUCCUCUUCCCUCAAAAUCGGACCUUCUGAAGCAACGUAUGAGCCGUAUCAUCGGUGAAAAAUCGGCAAGCAACCCGAGUCUAUCCGGACCAGCAGUGGAUCGCAGUCGGAAGCGGAUAGAUGACGAAUCAUGCGUUCCGGGCAGUGCGAUGCUGCGGGCCACUCUUGCCAGUCCGUAUGCCCGAAAGCAGCUCAUGGAUAGUAGCGACCUAUUACCGACAUGUGCUGCAGAAAAGCGACUGUCCCCUCGAAAACGUUCGGCGUCCGCCGAAUCUUCCCGCUUCUUGGACGCGGAGGGUGAAGAGGUUGAAAGUCCACUAAGUGGGACGGCUUCUCCAAGUACGGAGACGCUAUUACGCAAGACACCUACUCCAGGCUCAACGACGGCUCUCCGACGAUCUUCAUCUCCAUGCGUACAUCAAGAAAUGGAGUCCAGUGACAAGACGGCGACAGUGGCCGAACCUGAAGACGAUCUGUCUGCAUCGACUAACCCUGCCUCGAGCCAAGCCUCGCAGUCAGUUUACAUACGGCGAUCAGAAAGUGUACCCUGUAAGGCACAGAACCGAGAUAGCUCGAGUUCAAAUGAUUCUGGUGUGUCUACUGGAUCGUUACGACAACGUGGUACCGAUUUCACUGACUUUGAGCUUCCACUUACGACCGCCAUGUCUGCGAGACGUCAUCAGCGGCACGUACUACCGACACAAAACUGUGUCCAUGCGUCCUUACCACGUCGUUCCAAAUCGUUCGAUCCAUUGCGAGAGCUAUCCUUCCAAUUUCAAAAGGUGCGCGUACCGGAAAAGAGUACCUCCGCAGAGGCAGAAGUGCCCGUCUGUCCACCCAAAGCUAAAGAUGCAAUGGCAGGUGUUCCUGGAGCACCUUACAUCGACUCACGAAGUACCAGUAGUGGCACGUCCGAUAUGUCCGACUACAUCGAGACACUUUCCCUCUCUAGUCACAGUUCCUCCGAUACACCUGAAGGCAUGAGACACAUUCGACAAGCAACUUCAACGCUGAGGCCACGCUCUGGUAAAGAAUAUCAGAAUAUCGAUCGCUCGAUACUGUCUCUAACACAAGCGAGUACGGACGCAAUGAAAGUUCCGGGCACACCGUCUCAAUUGCGUGGACUGCUUUCAUGUUCGGCCAACUAUGCCAACAUCACGCCCGUGCCAGAGAAUGCCGAAUCACCUAGCCCCGGCUAUCAAAGUGGCACCUCACCGCAGGACGCACAGGGACAGCAUUUUAUGUUUAAGAACUCAUCAUAAAACCAAAACAACGGAGACUUCAUCAUUAAGGUACUGUACAAAUAAUUUCAUUAAUUUAAGGAUGAACUGCUCAUCGGAAAAUGAGUUCUGAAAGGUGGAUUAAUCAUACAGUAACAAAGCGCAUAAAUUAAAGCUAAAAACAAAAAACGACAAAACAAAACAACAUUCAAUGAAAGCAAUAACAUUACUAAGCAUAAAUAAUGUUUUUGUAAGUUAGUCUAUAUACAUGGUAAAUGGAAACUAGAAAAUCAAAAGCUCACCCGAUCCCCUACAAACUUCAAGCGAGAGUAAACGGCAAUUGUACAGAUUUAGUUUCGUGAAAAAAUUGCCACAUAUUUUCGUCUAAAGGAAUUUGCAGCCCCAAGCGUAUUGGGCAACCUCGUCUGCCUAAUGUAGAACACAUACCAAUUUCCUACACAUAUGCUCCCCUAUGCUGGAUAACUAACGAGCAAAACUCCCCAUACAAAGCUGAAGUUGCAUUGUAAAGACAGAAAAGACAUAAAAAUUGAUCGCUUACGACUUCAAGCAAACCCAGGCACAGAACGAUGCCAAACUGAAGUAGGAAACAAAAAGAAAUGGAACGGAAAGAAAACACCCGGAAAAGAAUGAAUUGCAGUUGGCACUGUUGUUUGGCUUCUGGCGGUCUAUGCUGCUGUGUCUGUGUUUGAUUGUAAUUAUUUAACCUUCCGAUCCUUGAAGGCAUCACUCUUGUCUUUUCUUCCUGGGUUACCUGUGCAAUGUUUGCACUUGUGCCGUGAGGACGAUUUUCCCUGUUGUCAUCUCGCUGCUCUGCUGCCCAAUGAUGAAGCGCAAACAAUAGAGUAUCCCUACGCUCCAAGGGUUUUCGCUUCCCAAAUUUCCGGACAGCGGAAGAGAAGACGAAAAUGGUACCAAAUAGAAACAAUGAAGCGCAAGAAUUGCUUCCUUGUAAGUAGCUUCUCUCGAAAGAAGCAAUAAUAAGUUUCCGAUGAGGGUGUGUUGAGAACGCCACCAAAAAACGGGGAAAGCAAAUAGACUGGCUUCAUCGGAACGAAGAAAUGUUACACUUACGUUGGUAAAUAACAUAUUUUCCUCAUGAUUGUAGCUUCGUGACAAAACUGUCCAUACGGAAAAUACAAUCAAUCGAUGGAUUGCGAUAAAAAUGUAACCCAGUGUUUUAUUUCGCGUAACGUUGGCUGCAUGUGAUUCCUUCUGUAGGUAAACAUAUUUUUUGAAGAUUAAAACAAACAUAACACAGUGGUUUAUGAUACUGAGAUGAUUUUGCUACCUGUGUGUUUGUAUGGAUAAAUUGAAGAUGGAUUGUGUCUUGACAUAUUGGACAUUUUUCCAAUAUUUGAACGCUUCCUGUUCGUUGACAACAUUUGUUCAAAUAUGAGAAUCGUUCAGAAUAUGCUUUUCGUUGUUAUUGCAUGCAUAUAAGAAGAAAAGAGUAAACUAUGGCUAAGAAAACCUGGAAGUUGACAUAUUUUGAAACAGGGUUCAUUUGAAGCUGUAAGCGAUUGAUUCUGUAAAUACAGACGAAUGCAAACAAACUGACAACAACACAAAAGAGUUGAAAAGGAAAAAAUGCAUACAAUCUCAAAGCUGAAAGAGAAAAAACUGACAGAGAAAACAUGCCAAAAAUAAUAACAAAAAUAAAAAGAUCUGAAUAAGAUUUAUUUGUAAACGCAUAAACACAUACAAGAAUAUGUAGAAAAACGAAAAGAAUUUGUCACAGUAAACAAAAGAUAGACGUUACUCGAGUUUCAGUUUUAUGAAGUAAAAAAACGUGCAAUGUAGAUAAAUGAAAUAUUCACACGUCACAUCUGCAUCAUCUCAUCUGCUUCGUAAAUUAUGAUCCAUCCUUCCGCCCUUCACGCUCGUAUAACUACAUCAUCAAAUGUUAAUUUUCUUACAUUAAAGACUCAUGAUUUUUCAUCGGAUACUACUCCUGAAAUGACUGAAAUCGUUGAUAUAU